Messenger RNA from Folsomia candida, 2871 nucleotides. RefSeq lists its product as uncharacterized. NCBI's taxonomy places the organism in Eukaryota, Metazoa, Arthropoda, Collembola, Entomobryomorpha, Isotomidae. The transcript has 3 exons. The record is from RefSeq and is a predicted model, not a curated record. The coding region runs from base 905 to 1642 and encodes 245 amino acids.
UACACCUUCCUCUCUGCCUACCUUGUUAGUUUUACUAAUGUUGUCGAUGAUUAGUUUUCAUACGACUUCCUGACCGUGUGUAUAUAAUAUUAUUUUAGUGUUUGGCUUGUUAGCACCUGGGAUGGGACGCACGCAUUCUGCAUUAAGACACCCCCAGAAGAAGAUCGCUGUCAUAAGAAGCUAUUAAUAGGAGGAGCACACGAGAGUGGAAAAUACUUAUAAAUUGGAAGUAAUCGCACUCCAUCAGUUUAAUGUGUCGUCGGUUGUCGUCGUGAUUGGAUCAAAUCGACUCCACAUAAAAAAUUGCAUCUUCUUCUUCUUCAGCUCAGUCACGACGAGAUUUAUUCGUCUUCACUGGAAAUAUAAAUUCGUCAUUGUGUCACAAGUGUCCAGUAAUUCAUUCAUCGUCGUCAUUUUUGGACAAAUUCAGCCCAGUAAUUCCUUGAACACUUACUUAUUGUUACAUCACGAGCAUUAUUAUAUCAUUUCCCUUGUACUUUGGUUAGUGUAAAAUUGCAUAUACAAAUUUCUCGUGAUAAUGAGUGAUGAUUCGAUUUAUUAAAUUGUUUGUGACCCAGUGAGAUAUGACAUAUCAUAAAAGGGUGACAGAGAGUGAGACACGUAUGCAUGUAUAGUGCAGAAUUCGGUAUUAAAGGAAUGCAGAACACGGACCAAUUUGCAGAUCUGAACCGGCAGUGAGGGGCAUAGCUGCCAAUAAGCGCAAACCAGUGAUAGUGGGAGCGAUAAGUGUGUAUGGAUAAGUUACGGCAUAUGUACAUCAUCACAUUCCAAAGCUUCACUUGUGGACUGGAUCACUAAAAUUAAUUUGCAGAUUUGUGACUCGAAUCGUGUAACAACACGAUAAAUAACUCGUGUCAAACACUUAAAAUUACUCAACAUCAUCAUGCCGUAUAGUAAAACGUGUAAAUUAGUCGCCCUCGGGACCAUCGGAGUCUUGGCGAUUUUAGUUCUUGUAACUUUAUACAGUUUGAGGCCCAGCGGAAGAAUUAAAGCUGUAUCGUUAAGCAGAUUAUGUCCGAACGAGGGGGAAUUGAUGCAUCGUGAGACGAGUACGUGUUACCCAAAGGAGACGAAGGGGCCCUGUCCGAAUAAUCUGGUCCUCCUGGGAGAAAGUGGGCGCAGUCAGCAUGGCGAAUGCAGCUGCCCAUACAACCUAUUUAAUAGGACCCUCUUGUACGACAAGGCGACAGAGGAGUGCUACUUCGUCUUCACGCAGGCCUUUUGUCCUUCUGGUCAGUGGCUUAGUCUACGAAGGGAUGGGACACCCUUUUGCGAGGAGAACUAUUGCCUUCACCACGCCGCCAACGUGACUUCGGGUGACCCCGACGCCGACGUAUCACUUAAGCCUGCCGCCUCCUCCUCCUUCCAGUACGAGAACGUGCAGUGGGUCCCAGUUCAUGGGGGAGGCUGUGCACGUCUCGGAUUUGAAGAGGAGGGUUGUCCGGCCGGAGGUGUAGUCCGAUUUCAUAAGGAUUACAUCAUCCCCAGCUGCCACACGCCGCCAAAAAGGCUCAACACCAAUAUCGGCUCGAUCGGUGUCCCAGCUUCGAAUUGUCGGUUAGGAUCGUAUCCAAGCAUCAUGGGCAAGUGUCAGCCACAGUUUGAAUUCGAUUUCGACUAAACAAAAUUCCAGCAUCAAUUCACAUAUCUCAUCUCACGUCACAAAUUUAUUUCGUGGUUUGGUUUCGUGGGACAUGAAAGGGUCAAGUUUUCCCGAAUUAUGCAUCACUUAACGUAGGACUCGAUGAAGUAUCGCCAAAAUUGUAAAAAUCAGCACAUUGUUAAUCAUUUCUUGGCUCUGGGAAUUUAUUUUAAAAUUCUGCACGACGCAUUUAUCGUUGCUAAUUUUUUAAAAAUAUGCACUCCACACUUUGACAGUUUUUGGAAGGAGAUCUCAAUAAAUUUAAGAAGCCUUCAGAAAAACUGGAACUCCUCGAAGCUGGCUAAAAAAAACUCACCGUCAUUCUACUAAUCAACUUACUGACCAUAUUAGAGUUUGAUAUUUCUUCUAAAUAUAACUUUGUAUUACUGACUAAAAAUUUGUCUCCCAAAAUUUUGAAGCAAAUUCCCAGAGCGGAGAUGUGCAGAUUUUGACGAUUUUGGUAAUGAGUCAUCGAGUCCUGUGUUAAAGCUACUUGAUAUUAUUAAGAACAAUACGUGUCAUACAUGCUUUUGAGUAGAAGAGGAUGCUAAUUUUUUAUCAACCUCCUCUUCCCGUCAUCCUCCUGACGAUGACACUUUGAUUGGCAUUUGACCAUUGUACGUGUGUCCAAUUAAGGCUGUCACUCAUAAUUCAUCAUUAUCGUCACCCACAAAUUCCUGAUACAUACGUAUGCCAACCCAACUACGUGAACAUGUACCUCUUCAAACCGCAUGGAAGAAGAAAUCUCAUUUUUUUAAAAUAUUUAUACGUAACAAUUUACGAAUUAAUUUUUCGCUCCUUUUGUAUACUGCACCCCAAAUUUUAUUACUUUAUUCUUCCGAAUAAUAAAUAUCUUUUAACUAGUUAAUUAAUUAUUUAAUUAUUAUUAUUAAUUUCUCAAUACUUAAUUAGUUUCUCUACAUAGUUUUUAAAGCAUAAGUUGAUUUUAAAUGGUAAAUAUCUAAUUAUGUAUGAAUAAUGAUUAAAUGUAAAACGUUAUAAAUGUAAGAAUACAAAAAAAUAAAAAUUUGUAAAAUAAAUCUUUGUGUUCAAAACCUUGAAUUUUGUAUAAAUAAAUAAUAAUAUCGCUUAAAUUCACAUCAAAAUGUUUCAUUUUUUGGGCAUAUUAGCUGCCAAAUGAGGACAACGAUACAAAUACAACAUUCAUAAUAACGAGUAAUAUCAGUCGCCAUAUUUUUGGAGCACAA